AUUGUUCACGAGGGAUCAGUGCCUGACACCCGGGUCAUCCGUGGAGGAUUCGUUGUUGAUGUUUCGCAGGCGACAGCGCAUGUGAUUGGAUUCGUUGAUGGUGGAGUUUGCGAGACGAGACACUCCGCAUGUCACCAUCGACGUCAACGCCUCCAGUCAACAGCAUUCCACUUCUCUACGUUGCCAUCAUCCAUUCACAAGACCGAGACAACAUGAAGAUUCGGAAAUCGAAAGAUCGGGCUUGCAACUCCCGCAGGAGAGUCACCGCAGGCAUGCUCCUCUCAUUCCUCGCCCUCGCAUCCCAAGUCGACGCAGCCAAAGCCCCCGCCAUCGACCCUUGGUAUCCGCUGCCUGCGCCCAAACAACACAACACUCACGACUUUACAUUAAGGCAUAUAUUCCACCGCGGCACAUAUCAAGACCCAACCCUACACAAGCGAUAUGAUUUCCGUCCUCAGGAGCCUUUGCUCGUCGCAGAGGAGCAGGAUGGUCUGCGGCAUCCGUUGGAGCAGCCGCCACACUUUACUGCAAGAUCCGCCUCCGUGGAGAUUGAGAGACUGGUCGACAGGCAGCCAUACAAUAUAGAGCGCUAUUUGGAAUAUGCUCGCUAUACAGGUUCUCCAGCUGUCCUGGAUGCCACGGACUGGACGAUGGAUGAAGUCAAAGGCCCCAACGUCUCCGAUAAAGACACAGUCCUCAAUCUUGCCAUAAUGGCAGCAGACGCAUAUGCAGAAAUACCAGGCGAAGGAGACUGGCAAGAUGUUGGCCAGGGGUACAAUCGAUCGACUGGAUUUGGUUGGCGGGGGGAUGGCCUGCGAGGUCACAUCUUCGCCGAUGAGGGUAAUGAGACCGUCAUUAUCAGUCUGAAGGGUACUUCCCCGGCUGUAUUCGAUGGAGAUGGAACAACCACCAGAGACAAACUUAACGACAAUCUGUUCUUCAGUUGCUGUUGUGCCCAAGGUGGGCAGUAUUUCUGGCGUCAAGUCUGCGAUUGCUACGACAGCACAUACACCUGCAAUCAGACAUGUCUUAUGAGGGCUCUGAAAAGAGAAAACCGCUAUUAUCGCGCAGCAAUCGACCUGUACACCAACGUCACCGAGUUAUACGCUGACUCCAAUGUCUGGCUUGUUGGGCAUUCGCUGGGUGGCGCUGUGACCAGCCUUCUUGGCCUUACCUUUGGCCUUCCAACUGUCACUUUCGAAGCUCCAGGUGAGGACCUUGCGGCAAAACGUCUAGGUCUACCUUCGCCACCAUCUUCAGAUCCCCACAAACCUCGGACGAAGUAUACUGGAGCAUACCACUUUGGAAACACUGGCGACCCUGUAUUCAUGGGCACCUGCAACGGUGCAACGGCAACAUGCACUCUCGGCGGCUAUGCAAUGGAAUCGCAAUGCCACACAGGGAAACAAUGUGUUUACGACACCGUAAGCGACCUUGGCUGGCGCGUGGGUAUCGGCAACCACAAAAUCCGCAACGUCAUUGAAAGCGUGAUCAAAAAGUACGACGUAGUGCCCGAGUGCGAGCCCGAUGAUGAAUGUGUCGACUGCUACAACUGGAAGUUCUUUGAAAGCAAUGGAUCCGCUUCGACAACAACAACGAGAUCGGCCACCACGACUUCAACCCGUACGAGGACAACCACGUGCAAAACGCCAGGUUGGUGGGGCUGCCUGGACGAGACCUCGACAACCAGUAAAACCACGCCAGUAGUGACCACGACGUAUACCACAACCACUUGUCUGUCACCGGGGUGGUUCGGCUGCAAGGAGACCUCCAACCUCACUCUAACCACGACGACAGCCCCGCCGACGGUUUCGGCUCCGACGACAACUAUUCCCGUUUCAGCGACUUCGACGUCCUCAUCUUGUGAGCAUCCGGGGUGGUGGGGAUGUCACGAUCCGACGACGACGCGCAAUCCAACUCCGUCCCCAACCUCGUCACAAACGCGGGCGACCAAAACCCGUGAGCCGCACACGUGUGCGACGCCGGGUCUCUUCUUCGGGUGCCACGAUCGUCCGCGUCACACCGGUCCGAACGACGUCUCGACCAUACCGACUACGGGAGUGAUUACUGGUGCUCCGAGUCCCACUGCGAGCAGUGAGCAGCCUACGAGUACAAAGGCAGGGCACGGUGGGAAGAAGAAGCAUAAGAGAUGCAAGCAUCCUGCCUUCUUUGGAUUGAUAUGUUUGGACGGGUACGAGGAAGUCGAAAUUCCUGAACUGUAGAGAUGCAGAUUACGAGAUUCACGUUAAUGUGUGGAUGUGGUUAUACUCGGCAUAUCAGCCGAACGAGGUUUAGUGUUUGUUUGUGGUCUUGCGGGCAUUUAGCGUCUUGUGUUGCUUUGGGCGUCAGGUCGAUAUCAGGGCUUGGGGAGUUACGGGUGGGAUUGUUACAUUGCUUGUCAGCAACAUACGAGAGCGACCAGCAGAUUCACUCGUUAGUUUCGCGUUUGCCGGCUUCUUGAGGUAGAUAGCUUCAAAUGAGAGACAGUGCAUACGGUUGAAUGGUACUAUUACACAAGCAUGCCAUUCGUCUGGUGUCAAUGCAUAUCAUUUCG
Exophiala xenobiotica is the source of this 2554-nucleotide messenger RNA. RefSeq lists its product as uncharacterized. Gene Ontology annotation, molecular function: glycerophospholipase activity. The record is from RefSeq and is a predicted model, not a curated record. The transcript has a single exon. Bases 129 to 2222 code for a protein of 697 amino acids. Lineage: Eukaryota; Fungi; Ascomycota; Eurotiomycetes; Chaetothyriales; Herpotrichiellaceae. Gene Ontology annotation, biological process: neutral lipid catabolic process; macroautophagy; multivesicular body membrane disassembly.